Messenger RNA from Dermacentor albipictus, 2186 nucleotides. RefSeq lists its product as uncharacterized. The record is from RefSeq and is a predicted model, not a curated record. NCBI's taxonomy places the organism in Eukaryota, Metazoa, Arthropoda, Arachnida, Ixodida, Ixodidae.
ACUGCGAUGUAGGCAGACGUCGCCACAGCUCGCGCCAUAAACAGUGGGGCACGCUGGAGCGCUCCCUGCCGUCUGUGGGGCAUGGGCCGAGGAACGGCCGGGCGCCUCAAUGGACCGGCCCGCCCACCGAAAUUCGCCCCGUAACUUUCGUUUACCGGUGGUCCGUCAGCCACCAAGGUCAGCCGAACGAUGAGGGGCAGCUGAGCGUCGCCACCGUCGCUUGUAAGCCUCGGGUCAGCGAGACAGCGAACAAGGUACUCAAGAUGGCGGCUCGCAGCAAGUCGGCCGAGGCGCCGCCCGACGCAGGCCCCGCCCCCUGCCUGGCACCGAGCCGGGGCGCCGGAGCGCCUCUGCGCAUGCUCAAGAGAACGGUGAUGCUGGAGACCGUCAGCAAGUCGGUGACGGAGCGCAAGGAGAGCACCAAGCAGGUCACGGACCAGGCGACGGGCGUCGAGCGCCGCCGCGACUCGCACAUCGAGACCAGCACCACCGAGGAGGUGCGCAGCAAGCGCCAGGAAGAGACGGUCGAGUCGUACGACGGCGCGCCGCUGCUCGCCGCGUCGCAGCCGACGCUCAGCACGCCCGCUCCAGCGCCCGCGACCGUGGCCGGCGGAAGAGCCUCGGUACCCGACGUGUCGCCAGACGCGUCGCGCAAGUCCUCACCCAAGCACCCGGUCGCCAUUCGCGUCCAGGACGACCAAGCCGAGGAAGAAACAACGUCGGCGGCGGAGCGCCCGCAGGGCCCCGAUCACGCGGCGCCGCAUGAUGGGCCAGUCGGUCCUGGGGCGUCCAUCUUGAGGGCCCCGUCGAGCGAAGACGUCGAGAAUCGCAAGAGCACGGGCCACAAGCUCGAGUUCCAGGCUGAGGACGCGGAGUACCAGCGGGCCCCGCUCGUGAAGCCACCGGAAGACUUGCUCCUGAAGGCGGCCACCAGCAGCGAACAGGGUGACGACGACGACGAGGUGGCCGAGCCGCCGCCGUCCCGCUUCAACCUGAGGCGCAAGGACUCGAUCGCCGUAGCCAAGCUACGGAUGCUGCGCCAGCAGGAGGGAGAAGGCAGCGAGGAAGAGCCGCUCGACGAAGAGGAGCCGGCCGAGCUGGGCGCCGCCUCGCCGGACAAGAAGCACCCCGUUUUCCGUCCGCCGACCGUCAUCAGCAUCGUGCCCGAGGAAGAUUACUCCACGGCUUCGGAACUGGUCGACGCCGCGGCAGGGAAAGGUCCUCCCCCCGCCGACGACUCCCAGGCUGUCGAGGGCGAGCCGCACACUGUCACCGAGAGCAGCACGCACAUCGACAAACAGGUGACCUCGACCGAGAAGCAGGAGGUGCAGGCGUUCGCCAACGAGGUCGUCACCCGCGUGGAUGCCGACGAGGUCGUCAAGCAGACCCGCUCCGAGGUGACCUCGGAGACGUCGACCUCCAUUGUGCCACGCGAAACCUCGGCAGCCGCCAUUGUCGCGACGGUCGUCGACGACGUGUCGGCCACCGUGAAGACCCCCAUGGACAACCGCUCCAUGCACUCCCUUUAAUGCGCCAUGUGCCACAGUUACAAGACCGUUUACCGUUACAAGCAGCGACAGCGCGUCAAGCAGCUGCAGGGUGCUUGACGGUGUCUUCUGCGGAAUCGCUUUUUCUUGCCACACCGAAACCAUUUAUUAUUAGCUGUAGUGUUCACCUUCCCCUGAAUAUAGACCGACGGCCACUACCACCGACGGCCCUAGUGCUUGUGUAAAGCGGCAGCUAAAAUUCGGUUCGUGUUUAUGCAAUAUUAAUCGUGUAAUGCGUGAGUGCUGACUUGUUCGCGAUGUCGCAAGCGCCGACCUAGAGUGGGCCAUGCAUGGCGCCGAUCGCGCGUCUCCCAUUACGGGGAAAGUGCUUCGCGCGCUAUGGCAAGCCCACAACCAGCCGCGCAGGUAGCCACGCGCAUCUGAUUCGUCUUUAGUUCAGCAACAUGGCUGCAACUGUUCCAUCCGGACUGCGUCCGAAUGUGAUUUGUGCGUGCGGCAAUGCAGCACUUCCGUCCAUCGAAGCCCACGAAUAACAUCCGAACGAGUUUUCUAAUGCACCGCUUGGCCUUUGAUGACACCUGUGACAUGCUUGCCAAGGAAUUGGAGCCUGUCGUAAAGAGCAGUUAACUGAAAGCUAAAAAAAAAGAAGAAAAAUAAACAGAGCGGCUGUAGUGUAUA